Molecule: messenger RNA, 1527 nt
Organism: Physcomitrium patens
Lineage: Eukaryota; Viridiplantae; Streptophyta; Bryopsida; Funariales; Funariaceae
Source: RefSeq, a predicted model, not a curated record
UCCGAGGAAACCUAUAAAGUUUCGAACUUUGGAGGGGACUCCCCAAGCUCUCAGAAGGAGAUCUAGCUUGUAGUGGCCUGAAACACGUUGAUAGGAUUUCUUGUAGUGAAACGUACUGGUGUCGUUGAAACAUACACUACACAAAUUCUCCAAGUUGGUUGCGAGGCGGGACGUUUGGUCGCUAAGAUGAACCCUGCGAUGAGGCGCUUUGUUUACUUUCUGGCCUUGACAUGUCUGACUCUGCGUGGGACGAACGGCGCGCCCCACGGGAGCAGGACGUACAUCGUGCACAUGGAGAGGAACACCUCCCAUCACAGCGUUCUUGAUAAAUCCGCUUGUUACGUUGGGAUGAUGCAAAGAGCCACGGAGGUCCUUGCAGAGGGCCACCCCGACGACGGCAUGGACUGCCUCCACCACGUCUACGACCACGUCUUGGACGGGUUUUCGGCCAGGCUGACGCCAGAGCAGGCCGAAUUCAUGGGAAAGAUGCCUGGCGUGAAGGGCUUGCACCCCGACGUACCCGUUCAGCUUGCUACCACCCGCAGCACGGAGUUCCUGGGAUUGGCGAGUGCGAGCGGGAGGUUGUGGGCGGACGGCAAGUCCGGAGAAGAUAUGAUCAUCGGAGUGAUCGACUCCGGAAUCUGGCCAGAGCGGUUGAGCUUCGACGACCUCUCGCUCGGGCCGAUUCCUGCGCGAUGGAACGGGGUGUGCGAGGUCGGGACCAGCUUUACGGUUUCGAAUUGCAACAGGAAGAUCAUCGGCGCCCGCUUUAUAUUCGCGGGUCGUGAAGCGGACAUAGGCAGACCCAUCGAGGACGGCGUCGAAGAUUACAAGUCCCCGCGUGAUAUGGUUGGCCACGGCACCCACUGCGCCUCCACAGCAGCUGGCAUGCACGUUGCUCGAGCAGUGAGCCCUACUGGGCUCGCCGAGGGAACGGCAGCGGGAACGGCACCCAAGGCACGAAUUGCAGUUUACAAGGCUUUGUGGGGACCGGAAGGAGUUGGAUCUACGGCUGACCUUAUAAAGGCGAUCGAUUGGGCGGUGGCGGACGGGGUCGAUGUCAUCUCGUACUCGGUGAGUGGAUCGACCGGAGAAUACUUCACACAAGAUUACCUGAUGAACAUUGCUAUGUAUAAUGCCGUCAAGCGAGGAAUCUUCUUCUCAGUAUCUGCGGGAAAUGAAGGCCCCGCCCCGGGGACGGUCGCCCAUGUGGCGCCGUGGGUCACGACAGUCGCAGCUACCACUCAAGACCGCGACAUCGACACGAAUGUUGAGCUCGGCGAUGGGACGGUUCUGAAGGGACGAUCCGACUACGACGGGACAGCGCUGGCUGAGCAAGUCCCUCUGGUCUUCGGGGGUGACAUUGCAGUCAGUGCUCUCUACGCAGACAACGCCACUUUCUGCGAGAGAGACACCAUCGAUGAGUCGAAGGCCGUGGGAAAGAUUGUACUGUGCUUCCAAGAUGACGUCGAGAGGAACCGCACGAUUCCCGCCGGCGCCGGGAUACCGCGAGUAACGAAGCGUUAG